AUGCUUGAUCGCGCAUUGAUUUGUGCUAGUUGCACAUCGCGCUUGGCUCGUCCAAUUCUCCGGGUCAAGUCAUUCCCCACACGGUCUGUAUCAAGGCGAUUGAACAGUCAUGUGGCUUCGGGGAACCGGCCCACUCGAGUUGCCGUGGUGGGUUCUGGGCCUGCAGGAUUCUAUGCCGUAGCACGGCUAUUGAGCAAGAAUGAUGACCUUAAGGUUGACAUGUACGAGAAGCUCCCAGUACCCUUCGGGUUGGCUAGAUAUGGUGUUGCCCCGGAUCAUCCAGAAGUAAAGAACUGCGAAGACAAAUUCACCGAAGUCGCAAGAUCUCCACGCUUCAAUUUUGUCGGUAAUAUCGAUCUCGGACACGACCUACCUCUCGCCGCUCUCAAACCCCACUAUGAUGCCAUUCUUUUCGCAUACGGGGCUUCGCAAGACAAGGAACUUGGGAUUCCAGGAGAAAAUGCUCUUCGUAGCGUAUACUCGGCCCGCUCCUUUGUUGGGUGGUACAAUGGCCUACCCGAACAUCGGGAUUUGGACCCGGACUUGUCCAGCGGCGAGGAUGCGGUGAUUGUUGGACAAGGAAAUGUAGCACUCGACGUCGCCAGGAUUUUGCUGUCAGAUGUGGAUGCGCUUCGAACAACAGAUAUUGCCGACCAUGCUCUGGAAGCAUUGUCGAGGAGUCGGAUCAAGCGAGUACGAGUGGUUGGUCGCCGAGGACCGUUGCAGGCCUCCUUCACAAUCAAGGAAGUCCGUGAAUUGCUUCAAUUGCCUUCCCUCGCGUUCGAACCGAUUAGGGAAGACGUCUUACCUCCAGAUUCCGUCAUCAAUGCAUUGCCUCGAGCCCAGAAGCGAUUGAUGCAGCUUCUCGCCAAGGGCUCUGCCAAUGAUCCCCAGACAGCGAUCAAGUCUUGGUCAUUAGAUUUCCUCCUCUCCCCCGAAUGCCUUGAAUGGUCACCAGUGCACCCUUACAACCUUUCGCAUGCCAAGUUCUCUCGCAAUGAACUCGAUCCCUCCGAUCCCCACAACGCCAGUUCCAAAGUGACCCCAAAAUAUCUUUCGAAUGGCGAUCGCGCCCAGACCAAUCUCCCCGCCAGUGUCUUCUUCCGCAGUGUCGGCUACAAGUCACUUCCUUUACCAGGACUCGAGGACCUAGGUAUCCAAUUCGAUACUCGCCGUGGCGUGAUCCCUAAUGAUGGACUGGGUCGCGUGAAUGGUCCCACAGAUGUGGGUGAAACUCGUAAGUUGCCGGAUGGCUCAUUGAUCUCCCACUUGCCCGGUUUAUACUGUGCCGGGUGGGUCAAGCGCGGCCCGACCGGUGUCAUUGCGUCGACCAUGACCGAUGCCUUUACCACGGUGGAUACUAUUUUAUAUGACCUGGCCAGCCACCAAGGCUCUCUACUAAAUAAGCCCGGUCAAAGUACUGGCCUGGGCUGGGAUGGAGUCAAGGCCGAAGUGCACCAACGUGGGCUCCGGGCCACAUCCUGGCAAGACUGGCAGCGCAUCGACACUAUUGAGCGUGAGCGCGGUCAGCUGAAGGGUAGACCUCGCGAGAAGUUUACGCGUGUUGAAGAAAUGUUAGAGGCUCUUGAUUGA
This is a messenger RNA of Penicillium odoratum, 1593 nucleotides long. Its product is annotated as NADPH-adrenodoxin reductase. The record is from RefSeq and is a predicted model, not a curated record. The transcript has 3 exons. Lineage: Eukaryota; Fungi; Ascomycota; Eurotiomycetes; Eurotiales; Aspergillaceae. The coding region runs from base 1 to 1593 and encodes 530 amino acids. Gene Ontology annotation, biological process: ubiquinone biosynthetic process. Gene Ontology annotation, cellular component: mitochondrion.